This is a messenger RNA of Rhodofomes roseus, 1017 nucleotides long. RefSeq lists its product as uncharacterized. The transcript has a single exon. Bases 182 to 976 code for a protein of 264 amino acids. The record is from RefSeq and is a predicted model, not a curated record. Lineage: Eukaryota; Fungi; Basidiomycota; Agaricomycetes; Polyporales; Fomitopsidaceae.
CAUGCCAGAUGUUAGCCAACCUCAAGCUCGUGGUGCCACAUAACGCACCUCCGGCAAAGUCUUCCGACCUCUUCUUCCGCGGCGAGCUGUGUGGUCUGAUCAUAUGCGCAUGCUGGCUAACGUCGUCCCGACAGAGAUCCUAAUUCAACCACACCACGCUAUACCCCGCAAACGGACCUGAAUGUCCAUCUUGGAGACAAAUCCGGGGAAUGUUCCGGGCCUCCGUACGUACGGAGGACAUCCGCGGGACGCCCGCCGGUCGUCGCGGAGUUGCGGAGGUACGUCUCUGACGUACGUGACAGGUAUGACGGCUCCCGUCCGUUCGCGUGCCUCCCAGGCCAGCGUAUCGAACACAACGUGUGUGCGACGCCUACGCACCCCUUCGUGGCGUCGCCCUAGCCUUCCCGGGCGCACACGGGACCGCCUCGUUGACGAUGGAGAUUCGUGCGUCGACAGUCCGGGCCACUAUUGCAAAGAUGCUGAGCAGCGGCGCGGCGGGGGAAGAGGCAGUGGACGAGUCAAUGUGGGUGCGGACGGGGCUAAUCAAUCAGGCUUACCUGAUAGGAUCACGACCACACGCCAACGUCAACUCGUAUGCCAGACGCAGGCAUCCGGGAGGCUGAAUUGCGAUACAGUCCAGAUGAGGCUCUGGAGACUAAGCCGUCUGGGCGCACAUCUUCUCCGUUCGGAGAGCAGCUGGUGCUCAAGCUCAAGCUCAAGACACAGGCCCCUCCUGAAUGUUGAACCACUACUGUACAGCGGCGACGAUCCAAGGAGCCCCACCUGGGUCAGACCACCGAACCACAAAAAGACCGUGACGGAGAAACACCUCAACUAUCAUCCAACCGUAUGGCCUUACGGCGCAUCCGCUGGCUUCGCGAUGGACGUUUGCCCGACCAGUCUUCUAAGUCCACACGGCGCGAGUCGAAUCUGGGAAUGCGGGUGGCCGACAUGGUUAUGUGCGGCGUUCCUGUAGGGAGCGUGAUCAACGGAUGGCUUCGCGAGGUAGCUGGUGAC